UUUUAUAUUAAAAAUAUUUUUUAUCGAUAAAUUCUGCAGCAAUAUAGUAAUUGAAAUAUUUUUUCUAUGAAUUUUAUUUAAAUGUCUUCGUGGUUCUCUUAUUUUCGAAAUUCAAUUAUUCGAGAAGAAGAUCCAGAACAACAGCAGCAACCUGAAUUUGACCAAGCUUCUACUUCUAAUCUAUCACAGGGAGAUGUUUCUUCUGUUGCUUCAGAAUAUUCAAUAAAGGAUGAUGAACAACAACAAAUUAAAAAAAUUCCUUUAGUGCCUUCAUUAAGUCAAGAACAAAGAGAACAUAUACAUGAUGUUCUAAAACGAGCUGAACGUUCUGGACGUUAUGCUCGUGUUGUUAUGGACAAAAAACAUUUGAAAGCUGUUCGGGGAGGGAGAGGGCAAUCAGCCUUUACUUCUUCAAGUAUUAACUCAGAAAGAGAGAUUGAAGGUAGUGAAAGUGAUGGAAUUGACAAAACUGACAUAAUGGCAUCAGAAAUAAUUCAAAUGGAUUCCCUACCUGAAGGCAAAUUGAAAUUAAAAAUGUUUUUUAUAAAAAUUAUUUAAAGAUGUUGAGAUUACUGUAGGGC
This is a messenger RNA of Meloidogyne enterolobii, 581 nucleotides long. NCBI's taxonomy places the organism in Eukaryota, Metazoa, Nematoda, Chromadorea, Rhabditida, Meloidogynidae. The record is from the annotation of a GenBank genome assembly.